AAUACUGUUUUAUCUCGGCAUAAUGAGAACUUACGCCGAGCUUCUCCCUCUCUUCUGGCGGUCGACCGACUCGGGACUCCGGUCACUCCGGCCAAUCGCCGGAGAAAAAAAACAUAGAGGGUAAAGUAGGGUGCAUAAUGCAUUGGUGCAAAUGCAAUUCUGCUCACUAUGCCUGAAUCGGCCAGCGACAGCAUAAGCUGCAUGAGGUAACCCUGUUAACCAGCAUUUUCGGCUUUCCGCUGCACAUACGAUACGAGCUGUUGCCGUUCAUUUCCUAAUCAUCUCUAAAGUUCAAUUCUCCGCACGUGUCGAGGAUACCGAGCUGUCAGCGCUGCACGUCGCAAUCAGUCACGAUGCACGAAUAUCGAGACGCGGACGCACGUUCGCACGCGGCCGCGCGGCCCCGUCCGUCCACUUGGAGCAACUUUUGACACGUAGGCAGCGUAGGAUUUCCACUAUAUCGUUGAAUUCAUGGUUAACAGGAAGAGGUAUAUCAACAGUGAAGCUGCGGCUACGUGGAGCAAUUCUUACAGUUGCCGGCGAUGCGAUCGAGACGGAUAAUCGACAUCGGAUAAGGAUCUUUAUCGAUCUCGUCAUACGAAGAUAAUACAACGAGAAAAAUAAAGUUCGUAACGCGACGCUGCGGCAAUAAAACGAUAAAAUAAAGUAUCGGUUUCGCUCCUCUCGCCACGUAUCGGCACUCACGUUGUUCUAUCAGUUUAUCUCAAUUCGUUUCAAAUAACGUUUGGUCAUCGCGAUCACUCACACGUCGGUCUUAUCUAAAAGCGAAGGAACAAAUCGUGCCGAAAGUGUUCUGUACAAUCGUUUCGUCGCCGAUAGGUAUGCACCGAGCCCGUUUAAGCACUCUCGCGGCAAGACUGUGGAGGAGAUCCGACGUGCCGGCGAUCCAUCGGAGAUCGAUCGCCGGCCGGGGCUCGCUUGUCUACGAGCCGGACGUCGCGGCCGCCCUGGAACAUGGUCUACCCAUCGUGGCACUGGAAUCGGCGAUCAUCACGCACGGCAUGCCGUACCCCGAUAACUUGAACACCGCGCUGAAGGUCGAGGACGCAAUCAGAAAGCAAGGUGUCGUACCUGCAACGAUAGGACUCAUAAAUGGCAAGGUGCACGUAGGCUUGAACAACGAACAGCUGGAGAUCUUGUCCAAAGCCGACUCCGCAAGGACGAUAAAGUGCUCGCGCAGGGAUAUCUCUUUCAUUCUGUCCCACGGAUUGAAUGGCGGUACGACGGUCAGCGGCACGAUGUUAAUUGCACACGUAGCUGGUAUUCCAAUUAUGGCAACAGGUGGUAUCGGUGGUGUUCACAGGGGAGCCGAGCUGACUCUCGAUAUCAGUGCCGAUCUGAUUGAGCUUGGACGCACGCCGGUGGCAGUUGUCUGCUCCGGUGUCAAAUCAAUCCUGGACAUUGGCAAGACUUUGGAGUACUUGGAAACUCAGGGAGUGCCGGUCGUGAAAAUAGGCGAAACGCCGGAAUUUCCAGCUUUCUACUGUUCCGAAACUUCGGACAAGAUAAAAGCGCCGUGCAGAGUCUCCAAUGCCAAGGAAGCAGCCGGUAUUGUGGAGACACAGGGAAUGUUGGGCAUUAACACGGGAAUAUUAUUUGCGGUCUCCAUUCCUGAAAAAUAUUCGUUGCAGCCUAGUGUCGUGGAUACUGCUAUUUCCGAGGCUCUAAAGAAGGCCGAUGCUAUGCGCGUAACGGGCAAGCAAGUUACACCGUUCCUCCUAAGUGAGCUCAACGUCAUUACGCGCGGACAGUCUCUCGAAGCGAACGUAGCGCUCGUGGAAAACAAUGCCAGGAUCGCAGCCGAAAUCGCUUUGAAUCUCUAUGAAAAGACAGCCCAUACAAGACCUGCUUCCGUACGAAUGAUGAAAUCAAAGCAAAAACCGACGGUGAUCGGUGCGUCAGUCCUGGACACGGUCUUGCAAGUGAAGGAGCCCGAAAUAAACCAUGACGGUGCGACGUACAACGGCCAAAGCAGAUGCAGCUGCGGCGGGGUCGGUCGAAACGUCGCCGACGCGCUGCUCCAACUUGGCUUGGAAAACACGCGUCUGAUAUCCGUCGUCGGCGACGACGAGCAAGGGAAGGAAAUUCUCAAGAGCCUAGGAGCCGGAGGCGAGACGGUGAAACGCACGUCGGACGUGGACACCGCGCGGUUCACGGUCGUCGUGGACGUCAAGGGUGAAUGUCGCUUCUGCGUCAGCGAAAUAGAGCCUUCCUUCGCCGCGAUCACCCCGCGGUUGAUAAAGGAGUAUCGGUCGCAUCUCGAAGAGGCGAGUCUCAUCGUUCUCGACGCUAAUCUCGAAUUGGACACCAUGCGCUACGUGCUCGACGUCGCGUCGCAAGCGAACAUUCCAGUCUGGUACGAGCCCACGGACGUUAAAAAGGCGGCGAGGAUAUUCCAGGUCGGACCGCAAUGGAGAGACGUGCUGCACUUCGUCUCGCCUAACCGGAACGAGCUGAGAGUCAUAGGCGAGCACUUCGACAUCCCCGUUACCGCGGACCCGGACCUGCAGCAGGCGGCCGCGAGAAGCGUGGCCGAGCAAUUGGUCGAACACAUUCCCGUCGUCGUGACCACCUUGGGGGCGCAGGGAGUGAUGGUGACCCGCAGAGCCUCGCAAGACCGGCCCUUCUACGACGAGCGUGGCCGACUGAUCGCCGAUUCCUCGGUCGCGUCCCGACUCUAUCCCAUCGUCAAUGGCGCGGAAAGGACGGGCGAGAUACUCAGCGUGAGCGGCUGCGGGGACUGCCUCACGGCCGGGAUCAUCUACGGGAUACACAAGGAUCUCGACGAGAUCGGUUGCGUCUCCGUGGCUCUGAGAGCCGCCGCGCUCUCGCUGAGGUCCUACGACGCGGUGCCGCGGACGCUCCGAGACGCUCUGCGGAGAUGAAUUUUAACGAUUUUAAUGUUUAUACUUUUAUAAAUUUUUUUCACCAAUUGAUUACGACUAAGCUAAGUUUUAGAGCUUGAACUGUUGGAUCUACUUUUAGCAAAUAAAACGUUCUCUAAUUACUCCGUUA
Wasmannia auropunctata (little fire ant) is the source of this 3036-nucleotide messenger RNA. Its product is annotated as pseudouridine-metabolizing bifunctional protein C1861.05. NCBI's taxonomy places the organism in Eukaryota, Metazoa, Arthropoda, Insecta, Hymenoptera, Formicidae. The transcript is spliced from 10 exons. The coding region runs from base 843 to 2906 and encodes 687 amino acids. Gene Ontology annotation, molecular function: pseudouridylate synthase activity. The record is from RefSeq and is a predicted model, not a curated record.